Molecule: messenger RNA, 912 nt
Organism: Arctia plantaginis
Lineage: Eukaryota; Metazoa; Arthropoda; Insecta; Lepidoptera; Erebidae
Source: the annotation of a GenBank genome assembly
AUGCCAUCAUUAAACGCACAGCGGUCCGUACAGCAAUAUUUUCAUCUAACUGGACUACCGUAUUCUAGUCCACAACUGCCAGCAACUCCUCAUACCACUACAUCCCACAACAUAGUUACCAGUCCAGCAACCAGCCAGGCAAUUCCCGCAACUGGGCUACCUUCAUUGGCAGCUCUUUCAUUACCCAGCCUGAUAGUUGCAGCAACACAACCACAAACAGAACCAUGCGAAUUACCAAGUCCAAAAGAUUCGAACAUUGACGGAAAACUGCUCAAUAAUUUAGCCAUAGCAUUACAGAUGCUAAUAUUGAGCAAUAUUUUGAAUACAAGUCCUACAGAUAAAGCAUCUGAUGUGUGUAAACCGAAAAUUGCUGAGUCACCUCAAAAUAAUUUCAGCCCAACUCCAACUACUUAUAGCCAAACUCAUAGCCCAACUGAACCCAGUUACAGUCCAUUUCAACUCAGUUACAGCCCACCUCAAACUAGCUAUAGUCCACCUCAAACUACAUAUAGCUCCCAGCCGAGUUAUGGUCAGCCUCAAUACAGUUACACUCAACCUCAAAGCAGUUAUAGUUCGACUCAAAAUACUUAUGGUCAAAAUCCGAAUAGUUAUAGCCCAACUCAAAGCAAUUAUAGCCCACCUCAAACUGAAUAUUAUGUAUCUCAGCCCGAACAAAUACUGCCAAGUGGUAAUCUUGUAAGUAUCUCUAAUUUUGUUGAACCAAAACUAGAGCAAACAUUAAAACGCACUCGAAAUAAUUUUGAUUUUGUGUCACCGUAUGAAGCUUUGGCUAAAUCUUAUUCAGACUCAUCCUCAACAUAUAUGCCUUCGGUUUCCAGGCGAGAUUUCCAAUCACCUUACACAAUGAUAGAUACAAAUAUGGAUUUCUUUCCAAUGAAUGAUUUGUUUUGA